Messenger RNA from Mandrillus leucophaeus (drill), 2124 nucleotides. RefSeq names its product RecQ helicase-like (gene RECQL). Gene Ontology annotation, molecular function: ATP binding; four-way junction helicase activity; nucleic acid binding. The transcript is spliced from 15 exons. The coding region runs from base 313 to 2124 and encodes 603 amino acids. The record is from RefSeq and is a predicted model, not a curated record. Lineage: Eukaryota; Metazoa; Chordata; Mammalia; Primates; Cercopithecidae. Gene Ontology annotation, biological process: double-strand break repair via homologous recombination. Gene Ontology annotation, cellular component: cytoplasm; chromosome.
GGAUGCUCUCAGCUGGGUGGCGGGAAGAUUUUACUCCGGAGCGGAAGAAAGAUCGGCUCGAGGCCUGGGUGCUUUGAAGUCGGAGAUCCGAGAGUCGGAGAUCGGAGAGUCGGACACAGGAGAGUCGGACACUGGAGAGUCAGACACCGGAGAGUCAGACUGGGCUCCUCAGUGGGGAGAGGCUCUGGGAUAAGUACUGUUACAGCUUUGAAGGGUCAAGGGAGCCUUGGCCACCGAAGCCUGUUUAUUAGCAGCUGCCAUUUGUUGAAAGAAAUUUGGAUUAUUUUAGAAACAAAUUUGGAAAGAAAAAGAAUGGCGUCCGUUUCAGCUCUGACUGAGGAACUGGAUUCUAUAACCAGCGAGCUACAUGCAGUAGAAAUUCAAAUUCAAGAACUAACGGAAAGGCAACAAGAGCUUAUUCAGAAAAAAAAAGUCCUAACAAAGAAAAUAAAGCAGUGUUUGGAGGAUUCUGAUGCCGGGGCAAGCAACGAACAUGAUUCUUCACCUGCCGCUUGGAAUAAAGAAGAUUUUCCAUGGUCUGGUAAAGUUAAAGAUGUUCUGCAAAAUGUCUUUAAGCUGCAGAAGUUCAGACCACUUCAGCUUGAAACUAUUAACGUAACAAUGGCUGGAAAGGAGGUAUUUCUUGUUAUGCCUACAGGAGGUGGAAAGAGCUUAUGUUACCAGUUACCAGCAUUAUGUUCAGAUGGUUUUACACUCGUCAUUUGCCCAUUGAUCUCUCUUAUGGAAGACCAAUUAAUGGUUUUAAAACAAUUAGGAAUUUCAGCAACCAUGUUAAAUGCUUCAAGUUCUAAGGAGCAUGUUAAAUGGGUUCAUGCUGAAAUGGUAAAUAAAAACUCCGAGUUAAAGCUGAUUUAUGUGACUCCAGAGAAAAUUGCAAAAAGCAAAAUGUUUAUGUCAAGACUAGAGAAAGCCUAUGAAGCAAGGAGAUUCACUCGAAUUGCUGUGGAUGAAGUUCACUGCUGUAGUCAGUGGGGACAUGAUUUCAGACCUGAUUAUAAGGCGCUUGGUAUCUUAAAGCGGCAGUUCCCUAACGCAUCACUAAUUGGGCUGACUGCGACUGCAACCAAUCACGUUUUGACGGAUGCUCAGAAAAUUUUGUGCGUUGAAAAGUGUUUUACUUUUACAGCUUCUUUUAAUAGGCCAAAUCUAUAUUAUGAGGUUCGGCAGAAGCCCUCAAAUACUGAAGAUUUUAUUGAGGAUAUUGUAAAGCUCAUUAAUGGGAGAUACAAAGGGCAAUCAGGAAUCAUAUAUUGUUUUUCUCAGAAAGACUCUGAACAAGUUACGGUUAGUUUGCAGAAUCUGGGAAUUCAUGCAGGUGCUUACCAUGCCAAUUUGGAGCCAGAAGAUAAGACUACAGUUCAUAGAAAAUGGUCAGCCAAUGAAAUUCAGGUAGUAGUGGCAACUGUUGCAUUUGGUAUGGGAAUUGAUAAGCCAGAUGUGAGGUUUGUCAUCCAUCAUUCAAUGAGUAAAUCCAUGGAAAAUUAUUACCAAGAGAGUGGACGUGCAGGUCGAGAUGACAUGAAAGCAGACUGCAUUUUGUACUAUGGCUUUGGAGAUAUAUUCAGAAUAAGUUCAAUGGUGGUGAUGGAAAAUGUGGGACAGCAGAAGCUUUAUGAGAUGGUAUCAUACUGUCAAAACAUAAGCAAAUGUCGUCGUGUGUUGAUGGCUCAACAUUUUGAUGAAGUAUGGAACUCGGAAGCAUGUAACAAAAUGUGUGAUAACUGCUGUAAAGACAGUGCAUUUGAAAGAAAGAAUGUAACAGAGUACUGCAGAGAUCUAAUCAAGAUCCUGAAGCAGGCAGAGGAACUGAAUGAAAAACUCACUCCAUUGAAACUGAUUGAUUCUUGGAUGGGAAAGGGUGCAGCAAAACUGAGAGUAGCAGGUGUUGUGGCUCCCACACUUCCUCGUGAAGACCUGGAGAAGAUUAUUGCACACUUUCUAAUACAGCAGUAUCUUAAAGAAGACUACAGUUUUACAGCUUAUGCUACCAUUUCAUAUUUGAAAAUAGGACCUAAAGCUAAUCUUCUGAACAAUGACGCACAUGCUAUUACUAUGCAAGUGACAAAGUCCACGCAGAACUCUUUCAGGGUAACUGGCUAUUAA